UAGCGGCUGGGGGCGCCCUCGGCUCCCCGGCCCGGGCUUCCGGCUUUCCCUCAGCGCGCGUGGGCGCGCUCGGGUGGCCCGGAGACGCCCUCGGGCCGAGGUCCUGAGUGUGAAACCCUUCCUCCCGGACGUUGCUCUGUACCUGCUGUGGCGCGCGGUUGCACCGAACAGCGUGAGCGUGCGCGCGCGUGAUAAACACUGGGUCGCACAGGAGCGGCGUCCUCCUGCGAGGGCGCUCUGGGCGGGCUGGGCCGGCACCGGUUAAUUUAAACUUAGUAGCCACAUGGGGCUAUUGGCCAGAGCAGGUAAAGCAUUAGAAGGAAAACAAAGACCAAAUAUUCAUGUGAUACCAAAGUGAACUUGUUCACGUGCCAAGGGAGAGCCACGGCAUGUGUUCAGCAGAUUUUUCCAAACACAUCGAAAAGGUUUCGUGUUACCAGUGCCCAGAAGCUUGGUUUUCAACCCGGCCGGGACAGAUGGCAUAGCUCUCCAACAGACUUAGCUGUGGGUGUGCUUCUUUGAUUAUCAGGUGGUUGUUUUUGCUCCUUGACAACCUGCUUUCACACUCCACUCCCACUCCUCCCAUCUGAGAGAUCUGUGACCUUGGUUUGACUUUUGUUAAGGAACCAUGAUACGUUCGAGGCUUUUCUCAGCGAGAUCCUGGCCGGUGUUGGAAGGUGUGGGGUGCUGGACACCAUUGGCACGAGCGUUUCCCAGGCCCGGGCGGCUCCUUCCCCAGCUCGCUUCUCCCAGGCUGCUCUCGGUCAGCUGUGCAGACUGCACCAAGCACCAGGAACCCCCCAGGAAGAAGCUGCUCUCAGAGAAAAAACUGAAAAGGCAUUUUGUGGACCAUCGCCGAGUGCUUGUCCGAGGGGGACGCGGAGGUGACGGGGUGAGCUGCUUCCACAGUGAGCCCCGGAAGGAGUUUGGAGGCCCCGAUGGUGGCGACGGAGGCUACGGCGGCCACGUCAUCCUGAGAGUUGACCAGCAAGUCAAGUCCCUGUCCUCAGUCCUGUCUCAGUACCAAGGCUUUGACGGAGGAGCCGGCGGCAGGAAGAACUGCUUUGGGCGAAACGGCGCCGUCCUCUACAUCCAGGUCCCCGUGGGCACUUUGGUGAAGGAGGGAAACGAAGUCCUGGCUGACCUCUCGCACCCGGGCGACGAGUUCAUCGCGGCGCUGGGCGGGGCAGGCGGGAAGGGCAACCGCUUUUUCCUGGCCAAUGGCAACCGCGCGCCCACGACUUGUACCCCCGGACAGCCGGGUCAGGAGCGGGUCCUCUUCCUGGAGCUCAAAACGGUGGCACACGCUGGGCUGGUCGGAUUCCCCAACGCAGGGAAAUCCUCGCUUCUCCGGGCCAUUUCCAACGCAAGGCCCACUGUGGCCUCCUACCCGUUCACCACCCUGAACCCGCACGUGGGGGUCGUUCACUGUGAGGACCACCAGCAAAUAGCAGUGGCCGACAUCCCGGGCAUCGUCUGCGGAGCCCACCAGAACAGGGGCCUGGGCUUGGCCUUCCUGAGGCACAUCGAGCGCUGCCCCUUCCUCCUGUUCGUGCUGGACCUCUCGGUGCCAGAGCCGUGGACGCAGCUGGAUGACCUGAAGUACGAGCUAGAACAGUACAGGCAAGGCCUGUCCGAGAGACCCCACGCCGUCGUGGCGAACAAGGUCGACCUCCCUCAGGCCAGAGCCCAGCUGCCCCAGCUGCAGGCCCGCCUAGGCCGAGAGGCCAUCGCGCUGUCGGCGGCCGCCGGGGAGAACCUGGAGGAGCUGCUGCUGCGUCUGAAGGAGCUGCACGAUGACCACGUGGCCGCGGAGCUGGAGCGUGGCCGCCAGCCUCUCCGGUGGUAGCGGAGGUGGUAGGCUCGGCAGGUGGCAUGGGCAGUCCCGGGCAGGCUGACUGUGACCGGAGAUGAGGAAGGAGCCCCGAAGAAUCGGAGGCCUUGGUGCAGCGGCCUUCCCGCCAGCUCAGGGCUCCCCCACCAAUGCGCCCCCUGCCCUGGGCCUAGGACCUUGGGGCGGCGGAUGCUCACGCACCCGCCGGUCUGUUCCCAGUGCUUCCCGCGCCCGCCUGCGUGCGACUGACGUGCUACGAUGGGCUCGUCUGUGUUAAUUGGCCCCUGAUUAGCAGGGACCACACUCUGCCUGACGUCACCAAAUGCUGCCGAGGGCACACGGUAGAUGGGAGCCGGUGUUGCCUGCUGACCCUCGGGUGGUGGCAGCUGUCGCAGAGGUGGGCCCUUGAUUCCACGGCUGUCGACACGCCCCGCGAGCGCAGUUUUGCGGGGAUGCUCUGUCUGCUGCGCGAGGGCCGGGGGAGGGAAAGCAUUUGCAGGCGCCCGGUGGUGAAGGAGCAGGUGCGAUCCUCUUCUCAGAUGCCGCCGUCUGAGGGAAGCAAUGAGGGUGACACCCGCCCUGUUGUCCCAGACGGUGCUGUGCUCUUUGGGAGCCGAGCUUCACGACUGAAUGCUCCCAGUAUCCGACCCAGGGACGCAUGGCUUCUGACCCGCUUAGUACACGCGAACGGGUUAUUAGCUGUGGACUGCGGGUGGGGCAUCGCAGCGCCGCCCCCCAGGGUGGCCAGCGGCUCAGGUUUGUGCUCUAGGCGUCGAUGGGAGCCGCACCCGCGCCCCCCGCGUCCCGUGACUGCAGGUGCCCCGUGAGGACGGUGCAGCUGCUCCUAGCCUUCUCAUCUGGCAAAAUGGUCUAGAACUUUUGUUUCCCCCAAAUAAAGUCUGAUGCAUCUGA
This is a messenger RNA of Eubalaena glacialis (North Atlantic right whale), 2746 nucleotides long. RefSeq names its product mitochondrial ribosome associated GTPase 2 (gene MTG2). The record is from RefSeq and is a predicted model, not a curated record. Bases 629 to 1849 code for a protein of 406 amino acids. NCBI's taxonomy places the organism in Eukaryota, Metazoa, Chordata, Mammalia, Artiodactyla, Balaenidae. Gene Ontology annotation, cellular component: mitochondrion. Gene Ontology annotation, molecular function: magnesium ion binding; GTPase activity; GTP binding. The transcript is spliced from 9 exons.